CCGUUGGGAUGGAUCGAGGAAAAUUGGCCCCGUCUGGCGCAGCCCUUGUCCGAGUGUGAGAUCGGAGAGAAAAGUGGUUCACAGUCUAUUCGUAACACAUUCGUCGCACGGGAAAGAUGUGAAAAUUUUACGGUCGAUCGAGAUGUGAAGGAAAAGUGAUCGGGCAAAUUUGACCAAUUUUGGGGAUUUGUGUACGCGAAUUCUCGGGUAAUUGCAGUCGAUUGAAAAUUACGUCAUUAUGUGCACCAAAAGCCUCUCGUGUCCGUUGUGCUGCCAAUCGAUAUUUCCGAAUAUCGAUGCCCUACGGUUAAGUCUGCUGAAAGUUACCUCGCGGCCAUUAAAAUGUCCGAUCUGCGCCGACGAGCUGCUGGGGUUGGACAAGCUGACUAUUCACCUUUUCGGACACUCGAUUCUGGGCAAGGAGGAGAGAAGCGCUCCGGUAGUGGAUAAGAAGAAGAGCGUAACGAAUGCUCUGAAGAAUGUGCGUAAAACCAAGAAGGAAUCUACUCCAGGAAGUAGUGGGCAGCAGCAGAAGCAAGCAGGGCAAAUGAAUCACGCUAGUAAUGCCAAGUGUGACGUUUGUGGAGAUGAAUUUCGCGACCAGAAUCUUCUAAAAAUGCAUUCCUGUGUGUCGCAGGGGGCCGGUGGAAGCUCCGACGGGAUGGAGCUCCGUUUCCCAUGCAACAUGUGUUCGAAAACAUUCAAGAUGAAAGGCUCCCUUAAGAUUCAUAUGCGGGUCGUACAUCUAGGUUGUCCAAGAAAGAGUUCGUCGAACACCAGCUGUACUAGUAGUAGUACGACAACGACGAUCACGACCACUACUGCGGCACCUGUUUACUAUAGCAAUGACGUAACGCAGUGCAAUCUAUCUCUACGAAGUACUGUUUAUGCUCCCCCACCACUACAGCCGAUCCAACCACAGCAUGUUCCACCGCAAUCGCAACGGACUCCACCUCCUCAGCCGAUGAUACCUCAGCGACCAACACCUCACUCGCCUCUGCAGUCGGCAACGUCGCUCACCAUUACCACGCCCAACAGCAGUGAACCGCAGAUUAUCAAGAUCCUAGACCCACGGCAGUUGACCGAAUACGUCUACGUAUCGAAUCAGCCGCAACCACAACUAAAUCAGCAACAACAACAACCACCUCAACAGCUGCCUCAGCAUCCAUCGCCUCAACAACAGCAACAAGUUGUCGAACGUAUCAUUGCCAACAGUACUCCGCCUAGCGUUCCAUCACCCCUUGCUACACCUACUCCGAGUGGCAGUAAUGUAGGUAAUUGUAACGGUAGUUGCAGCUCCGUUUCCUCUCCUUCGCAACCAUCGCCUUCUCCCCAGUCGACCAGCAUCAAUUCCAUCUCCGAUGGCAGCAAUAAGCACUGGGAAUGCGACGUCUGCCUAAAAAGCUUCACCACAAAGUACUUCCUCAAGAAGCACAAACGACUCCAUACAGGAGAAAUGCCGUACUCGUGUCAAAUUUGUGGCAAAGCAUUUACGUUCCAACAAUCGUACCAUAAGCAUCUGCUGUACCACAGCGACGAGAAGCCUCACGCGUGCACGAUUUGCGGGCGGGCCUUCAAGGAACUGUCCACGCUGCAUAAUCACGAGAGGAUUCACAGCGGAGAGAAACCAUUCUCCUGCGAGACUUGCGGAAAAUGCUUCCGGCAGCGCGUAUCCUAUCUGGUCCACCGACGGAUCCACACGAACACCCAACCAUACAAAUGCACCGCCUGUGACAAAAGCUUCCGCUACAAGGUUUCCCAACGGACGCACAAAUGUCCCGCCCAACCGCCCGGAACGGUGAUCCGCCAAACGGGUGAUCUUCUACAGAAACUCCUCCAAUCUUCGUCCAUUCUUCCAACGCUCAACGAGGGUUCACCCUUGCCCAUCUCAACUCCACCGCCGGCCCCUCCUCCGUCGAUAGAAACCCCCGAACAACAGCUACAUCAGCAGCAAGAGCACGACGACCUGCAUGACAUCAAAUCCGAAGACGACAUCAACCGAACCUUGGACGAACUGUUGAACGAAUCCUACGACAAGAUGGGCAUCGGGGAACAUCAAACCAGCUACCAAGAUGAUCACCAGCAAAUUCCUAACCCAUACCAUCAUCAUCAACAACAUCAUAUCCACCACCACCAUCAUCAUGAACAACAGCAACCGCUGGGGAUGGAUGGCGCUAGCAGUGCUGGAGAGACCAGCAUGAUCGUACCGCGGAUCGAGAGCCUGUGCUUGCUGUCACCCAAUCCGAGGGAUUUGAUGGCUUUCGAUGGUGAAGCGAUGGAGGUGAUCGACUCCAUCAAGCUGGACUUGCUGUACAAUUGAAGGGAAAUGGUAGGUAAUGUGUGAGUGUUUUCAUUUUGAAAUGUCAAUUGGAAGUUUUCGCUGUAAUAUGGUUUGAAUGUAUGUGGCUUGGUAGCUCCAAGAAUGGAUCUACAGCAACCGCUCCAUAUAUGCGGUGGGUGGUAUCGUCCACCCACCGCUGUUUCUCGCUUGUGCUUCAAACAAUU
Molecule: messenger RNA, 2505 nt
Organism: Ochlerotatus camptorhynchus
Lineage: Eukaryota; Metazoa; Arthropoda; Insecta; Diptera; Culicidae
Product: transcription factor Clamp
Exons: 3
Coding region: 239-2320 (693 amino acids)
Biological process (GO): regulation of transcription by RNA polymerase II
Cellular component (GO): nucleus
Molecular function (GO): RNA polymerase II cis-regulatory region sequence-specific DNA binding; DNA-binding transcription factor activity, RNA polymerase II-specific
Source: RefSeq, a predicted model, not a curated record